Messenger RNA from Periophthalmus magnuspinnatus, 972 nucleotides. RefSeq names its product class I histocompatibility antigen, F10 alpha chain-like. Bases 1 to 972 code for a protein of 323 amino acids. NCBI's taxonomy places the organism in Eukaryota, Metazoa, Chordata, Actinopteri, Gobiiformes, Gobiidae. The record is from RefSeq and is a predicted model, not a curated record. The transcript is spliced from 6 exons. Gene Ontology annotation, biological process: immune response. Gene Ontology annotation, cellular component: external side of plasma membrane.
AUGGUUCUUGUUGUUUCCACAGCAGUUCACACUUUGAGAUAUUUUUACACUUCAUCAUUUCAAGUUCCAAACUUCCCAAAGUAUGUUUCUGUUGGAUAUGUGAACGACCUUCAGAUCAUUCAUUACGACAGUGACACAAAGAAAUUGGUCCCCAAACAAGAGUGGAUGAACAAACUCACAGAGGAGGACCCUAGGUACUGGGAGAGAAACACUCAGAGGUGUUUGGAGAAUGAGCAGGCGGGAAAAGGAAACAUAGAAACUGUGAAACGCCGCCUUAAUGUGACCGGAGCACUGGAGUUUUGUUGGUCAGGGAUCAGGGCUGUGGAUUAUCUGAAGCUCUAUGGCUGUGAAUGGGACAAUGAGACUAGUGAAAUCAGAGGAUAUGAGCAACACUCUUUUGAUGGAGAAGAUUUUAUUUCAUUGGAUUUUGACCCUGAAACUUUUGUCGCUCCAAAACAACAGGCUUUUAUCACCAAACUGAUAUGGGAGAGGGAUGGAGAGGCUGUCAGAGUGAAACACUACAUCAUUCAUGAAUGUGCUGAGUAUCUGAAGAAAUAUGUGCGCCAUGGAGAGAGCGCUCUGAACAGGAUAGAGCUCCCCCUGGUGUCCCUGCUGCAGAAGUCCUCCUCAGCCCUAGUCACGUGUCACGCCACAGGCUUCUACCCCGACAGAGCCAUGCUGUUCUGGACCAAAGACGGAGAUGGGCUGCUGGAGGACGUGGAACUUGGAGAGAUCCUGCCCAACAGAGAUGGGACCUUCCAGACUAGUGUGUCCCUGGACCUGUCCUCUGUCCCCCCUGAGGACUGGGACAGGUACCACUGUGCAUUCCAGUUGUCCGGGGACAAAAAUAAGUAUCUGACCAGACUGGACCGUUGCAUGAUCAGGAACAAUGGUGAGUUUUUGAUCACAGGGAUCGCGGUACGUUUGUCCAGUGUGAGUGGCCUGGUUGGAGGAAAGUUCUUCUCCGAGUGA